AUGGCGACCUGUGACAUGGAGGAGCAAUCAGGGGUCACUGGGCAGCCCACGCUGAGGUGGCAGCUCCUCCCCAGCAUCUCUCCCAACCCUGACAGGGAAGAACUUGCUGCCAUUUGGAUCACGGCUCCCAGAGAGGAGGUUGCCUACGUGACCUGCACCUACAGGGAAACGGGCAUCGACCAGCCUGACUUCCUGGCCACCAUCGACCUCAACCCCUGCUCCUCGUGCUAUGGCCAGGUGAUCCACCGCCUGCCCAUGCCCAACCUCAAGGACGAGCUGCAUGCCUCGGGCUGGAGCACUGGCUGCACCUGCCCUGACACUGCCUCCAGGAAAUGGGACAAGCUGGUUCUUCCCUGUUUGGUUUCUUCCCGCAUUUACGUGGUGGAUGUGGGCUCUCAGUGCCGGACUCCCCGGCUGUGCAAGAUGAUUGAGCCCGUGGAUGUCUUCUGGAAGUGCAACAAGGGGUACCUGAACGUCCCCCGCAGCCUGCCCAACGGGGACAUCCUGAUUGCCAACAUGGGGGAUCCCGCGGGCAACGGAAAAGGGGGAUUUGUGGUGCUGGAUGGAAAGACCUUUGAGCUGAAGGGGAACUGGGAGAACGGGUGUGAGGUCCCUCCCACGGGCUACGACUUCUGGUACCAGCCACGCCACAACGUUCUGAUGAGCACUGGGGGAGUGGUCCCCAAAAUUGCCUUCCGUGGAUUUUGCCCCGAGGACUUCAAGAAAGGGGUCUUUGGGCGCCGCCUGAACGUCUGGAACUUGUCCUGCCACAGCCUCAGCCAGUGCUUCGACCUGGGCGAGGACUCUCUUCCCAUCAGUGUGAAGUUCCUCCACAACCCCGAGGCGGCCGAGGGAUACGUCGCCUGCGCCCUGAGCGGCGUCGUCUACCGCUUCUGCAAGUGUGAGGGAGACAACUGGGCAGUGGAAGAGGUGAUCCGGAUACCGGCCAAGGACGUGGAUGGAUGGAUCAUGCACAAGAUGCCAGCCUUCAUCGCCGACCUGGUGAUCUCGCGGGACGACAAGUACCUGUAUCUCAGCAACUGGUUCCACGGGGACAUCCGGCAGUACGAGCUCUCCAAGAACUGCAAGCCCCAGCUGGUGGGACGGGUGUUUGUGGGAGGCAGCAUCCCCAGGUGUGGCCCCGUGACCGUGUGCCGGGACGAGGAGCUGAAGUGCCAGCCGGAGCCCUUGGUGGUCAAGUGCAAGCGGGUGGGCGGCGGGCCCUGCAAACUGCAGCUCAGCCUGGAUGGCAAGAGGCUGUACGUCACCAACUCCUUCUACAGCACCUGGGACAAGGAGCUGUACCCUGAGAUGGUCAGGGAGGGCUCUGUCAUGCUGCAGAUCGACGUGGACACGAACAAGGGCGGCCUGAGCGUCAACAAGAACUUCCUGGUGGACUUUGGAAAGGAACCCAACGGGCCUUGCCUGGCCCAUGAGAUCCACUUCCCCUCUGGAGACUGCACCACCGAGAUCCUGCCCUAGGCGCCCUGGGAAAGGCUCCCUCCUUCUCUCUCUGCGGGGCAGCCCCGAAGAAGGGGCGCGGGGCUGUUGGGUUGGGGGUCCCCCUUCACUGCUGGGGUCUAGGUUUCUGCUAGCCUGAGCUGCAAGCUCUGCCCUGCACGGGUUUCCUUUGGGCAGACCAGUGGGCAGGACACGUGGCACCUUCUGGGGCUGCUUCCAGGUCCAGGCCACCCCUGGGCAGGGCUCCGAGCAGGGCCCAGGGCAGCUGCUCACACCAGGGCUGUGCAGGCUCUGGCAGCAGCAAGUGAAGUGCCCGCUUCCUGGGAGCUCCUCUUCUUCAGCCAGGUCCUUCCUGGAUGGUCUUUCCCUGGCACCAGAGCCCUGGGGCUCCCUUGGCAC
Messenger RNA from Apus apus (common swift), 1860 nucleotides. Its product is annotated as methanethiol oxidase-like. The transcript has 11 exons. The record is from RefSeq and is a predicted model, not a curated record. Gene Ontology annotation, molecular function: selenium binding; protein binding. Bases 1 to 1482 code for a protein of 493 amino acids. Lineage: Eukaryota; Metazoa; Chordata; Aves; Apodiformes; Apodidae.